AUGAUCGAUAAGUAUUAUAGGUUGUUUCUACAUGCAGCCGGAAUUCCAAACCACGAGCUAAAACUGAAGGUAGGUUUGCCGGUGAUGCUCCUACGCAACAUCAAUCAAGCAGCAGGUUUAUGCAAUGGUACAAGAAUGACUAUUACACAGCUGGGAAACAGGUACAUUGAGGCACAAAUAAUCACAGGAACACAUGUCGAUGACAAGGUAUACAUACCUAAAAUCGUUAUGUCACCAAGCGACUCAAAGUGGCCCUUCGUGCUGAAAAGAAGGCAAUAUCCUCUAUCAGUUUGUUUUGCAAUGACAAUAAAUAAAAGCCAAGGUCAAUCCCUAAACAUGGUGGGUCUACAGCCUAGGCAAGUCUUCUGCCAUGGGCAACUAUAUGUGGCACUAUCAAGAGUCACAAGCAGAGAAGGAUUAAAGGUGCUGAUUGACGACACGGAGUGCCCAAGCGAAGAUAGCGCAAAGAAUAUAGUAUACAAAGAGAUUUUCUAUUUUUUUGUUACUCAAGUAAAUGUAUAUCGGGGCCAAAUCAUGAUUUAAAAAAAUACAAUGUAUGGUUCAGAA
Molecule: messenger RNA, 567 nt
Organism: Triticum aestivum (bread wheat)
Lineage: Eukaryota; Viridiplantae; Streptophyta; Magnoliopsida; Poales; Poaceae
Product: ATP-dependent DNA helicase PIF1-like
Exons: 2
Coding region: 1-543 (180 amino acids)
Biological process (GO): DNA replication
Cellular component (GO): replication fork
Source: RefSeq, a predicted model, not a curated record